CAAUUGGCGAGAUCGCAAUGCCCAGCGCUGUCCCCACAAUCGACGACGCGAUCGACUGCGAUCCAGCCUUGGCUGUGAUGUCGGCCAGGUUUUCUUUCUGCGCAAACGAGUAGUGAAACCCGGCGCGGGUUGCGCUCGACGACAACCACGAGAUGUUUUUGGCCACGUUGGCUGUCGCAGCCAUGGGCAAAAAGUAGGCCGGACAGAGCGGGGUGAGGAUUUCGACGAGGGUCGCUGCGUCCAUGGCAAAGGCCGACACCAUGCGCCACCGCUACGCGACGUUUGGUCAACUAUAGAGCUCUUCACGAGGGCAGUGCAAUACGUUUUGGGGAAUACACUGGAAUCGAACCCACAUUCAACAAGGCGUCCAAGUCACGACAUCGCCGAUGCAUUUUGGAUCGCAGACUUGACUGCGCGCCCCCCCCACGAUGCAAUCCAAACUCCAUCCAUGAAGCGAAACCCGGCGGAAUUACGCAAACGACGUACCUUGGGGUCUGCGUCGAAGCGAUGGUUGACGAGGCUUGCGAACAGGACACCACCAAACUGCCCCAACCCAUCCUUGAUGACCCAAUUGAGCGCGGCUGCCAUGGGAAUCGCGCCGCUCUGGAGACCGAUCGCGAAUAAGAGCGAUUGCAUCGAGAGGACCCCGCACGUCGAGCCAGCGACGCUCGCGAUGAACUGGUAUCUGACAUAUGGCAGAUAGUCUGGACUUGUUGACGUGGUAUGGUCGCGCGGAAGGAACAAGUCUUCAAGAAGCAAUGGGAUAUUUCGGAUCGACUCUGCCAGGGAUGGCGUUGACGACGCCAUGAGUUCCAGCGUCCGUGACCUCGACCCGGCUGGUGUGUGGAACGCAUACUCACGAUGGCCAUGUUGUUGCGAGGCAGUCAGUGGUCGCUUCUCAACCGUCUUGUGGAUUGCACGGAAGCAGCGGGGAAACGAUGCCGCCGCAUGGACGCAGCGCAUGCGGCGCGACACCAGCAUCCUCGCGCGGUGGUUGCUCCGAAUUGAGUCGACAAUAUCCGGAUACCGUCCCAGUUUGAAGCACUGGGGUUGGCUACCCGGAUAACAUGCACCCAAUGAGUAGCAGCGUAGGAACAUGCGAACCUGACCAAGAAACCUCGAAACCCCGGAACCCCGAAACCCCGCCAAGGAAAUGCAGGGGUUUGCUUUGGGAAGCAGACCACCUCGAUGAAGCAGCGUAUUUCCACGAUGAAGCAGCGUAUUGCCACGCAGUCUCACCAGCACCCAAAAUGGCACUUCGACGGCAUGGUUUCCUCCGACGAAGUUGCAUGCGUUGCUUCGUAGCUGCCAUGGUGGCGGACAGCAAGUCGUUCCUCGGUGAGCUCAUUCAAGUAUUGGGAAGAUUUAAGCUUGAAGAGCGUGGUGGGGGGAUGGUGAAGUCAUGUGAGAGACGAAGCAGCGUCGACUGGGACAGCGAGGGAGCCGCGGCCGUUGAGGGCACUGCCGUGGAUAGAUAACGCACGAGUCGACGAUUCCAUCGGAGCGACGGCGAGGUAAAGCAAGUGGACUUGUCACGGGCAGACUAGAGAUAACUGAAGCCUCCAACCUUGCCAACUGCAA
Aphanomyces invadans is the source of this 1581-nucleotide messenger RNA. RefSeq lists its product as hypothetical. The record is from RefSeq and is a predicted model, not a curated record. The coding region runs from base 1068 to 1478 and encodes 136 amino acids. NCBI's taxonomy places the organism in Eukaryota, Oomycota, Saprolegniomycetes, Saprolegniales, Verrucalvaceae. The transcript has a single exon.